This is a messenger RNA of Haliaeetus leucocephalus (bald eagle), 3255 nucleotides long. It is a transcript of the gene PIP5K1A, whose product is annotated as phosphatidylinositol-4-phosphate 5-kinase, type I, alpha. The record is from RefSeq and is a predicted model, not a curated record. The coding region runs from base 123 to 1673 and encodes 516 amino acids. NCBI's taxonomy places the organism in Eukaryota, Metazoa, Chordata, Aves, Accipitriformes, Accipitridae. Gene Ontology annotation, biological process: phosphatidylinositol metabolic process. Gene Ontology annotation, molecular function: phosphatidylinositol kinase activity. The transcript is spliced from 15 exons.
GGUGAAUUAAUGCUGCCUGCGCUGCUUCCCUCUGGUCACCCAGAGCUUCCUUCUCCAGGAUCAGGGCUUCGUUUUCCCCCAAACAAGGAUCAUCUACUUUCAAAAAAUCACUCACCCCUGAGAUGCCAGGUGGUUCUGGGCAGCCAGGCUCACAGACGAUAAAGAAAGGGCACAGAGGAGUGGACUCCACAGGCGAGACCACCUAUAAAAAGACAACAUCAUCUGCCUUGAAAGGUGCCAUUCAGCUGGGCAUUACACACACAGUUGGAAGCUUGAGCACCAAGCCUGAAAGAGACGUUCUCAUGCAAGAUUUCUAUGUAGUAGAAAGUAUUUUCUUCCCAAGUGAAGGGAGUAACCUGACCCCAGCUCAUCACUACAAUGACUUUCGGUUCAAAACCUAUGCUCCAGUGGCCUUUCGCUAUUUCCGGGAGCUCUUUGGGAUCCGACCAGAUGACUAUCUGUACUCGCUCUGCAAUGAGCCACUCAUUGAACUUUCAAACUCUGGGGCCAGUGGAUCCCUCUUCUAUGUAUCCAGUGAUGAUGAGUUUAUCAUCAAAACGGUUCAGCACAAAGAGGCUGAGUUCUUACAGAAGCUGCUGCCUGGCUACUACAUGAAUUUGAACCAGAACCCAAGGACACUGCUGCCAAAGUUUUAUGGCUUGUACUGUGUCCAGGCUGGAGGCAAAAACAUUCGCAUUGUUGUGAUGAACAAUCUACUGCCGCGCUCUGUCAAAAUGCACCUGAAAUACGACCUGAAGGGCUCCACCUACAAACGCCGAGCAUCCCAGAAGGAGCGGGAGAAGGUCUUCCCAACGUACAAGGACUUGGAUUUUAUGCAGGACAUCCCUGAUGGCCUCUUCUUGGACUCUGACAUGUAUAAUGCUCUGUGCAAAACAUUACAGAGAGACUGUUUGGUCCUGCAGAGCUUUAAAAUCAUGGAUUACAGUUUGCUUGUUGCAAUCCAUAACAUUGAUCUGGCACAAAGAGAGCACGCAAUGGCAGACGGGACAUCCCAGACUGAUACACGGCGACCUGCUGCCCAGAAAGCCCUCUACUCGACAGCCAUGGAAUCCAUCCAAGGAGAGGCCCGGCGAGGUGGCACCAUAGAAACAGAUGACCAGAUGGGAGGCAUUCCAGCCCGCAACGCAAAGGGGGAGAGGCUGCUGCUGUACAUCGGCAUCAUUGAUGUGUUGCAGUCCUACAGAUUUGUCAAGAAGCUGGAGCACUCUUGGAAGGCCCUGGUACAUGAUGGGGACACUGUAUCUGUGCACAGACCCAGCUUCUAUGCUGAAAGGUUCCAACGAUUCAUGUGCAACACAGCGUUCAAGAAAAUACCGUUAAAGCCAUCGCCUUCUAAGAAGAGCCGGUCUGGCACAACAGUUCCUCGGCGGAGCUGUCAAGGAGGAGUGCCUUCCCAGUCACACAUGUCAUGCGAGACAAAAGCACAAGUAACGACAGAGGUGGAUGUAGAGCAAGGUUCCCACCUUGGUCGCCCAGAUCUCCUGCCCAGGACCCUGCCGGUAGACGAAGCUAACAGUGAUUCCAUUGCAACAACCCUGUCCACUUCUUCUUUGGGCAGUGGAGGCCUCAACUCACCUGCAAAUAGGUCUUCCCCUUCUGUUUCCCCAGUGGCUCCCCAGGGCCUUCCGUACCUGAGCACUCCGCAGAGCUGAGAGAGCAGCUUGAAGACCUGCAAGAGACGGAGAUAAGCUUUUGAAGCAACACCAAAACCACCGUGAUGGAAGCAGAUUGUUCUGUGCUCUGCGUGGUCUGUGGAGUCUGACAAACAUUCAGCCCCUGUUGCUGAUUUAUUAUUUUAUUUUGUUCAAAGUAAUCUUAUCUGGACAGAAACCUAAAAGCUGGAAGGCUGGGCUACACUUAGUGGGAUAGUGUUAACAAAGAUCGAGCCAGCACAGCUGAGCGUCGGACACCUGGAAGUCUCCUUAGAGCAGAGCCCACCACUGUGUCCCUGCUGUCCUCCUUUCUUUGAAGCCUGGCGAGAGCAAAGGCGGCUGUCAGGAGGAGGAGGAGGAACUGCUCCAUGUGGGCUGAAGCCCUCUGGAAAAGGGAUCUGACUUUCAGGGAGUUAGCUGCUUACGAUGCUGACGCCACAGACCUUGCGAGAAUGGGCAACUCGUCGGAGUUACUGGGGGGGAAACGGGCAUUAGAGCCUCAUUGGGACAGUUUGCGACAGAGCAACGUGGUUUUAUUUUGUAUUUUAAACAAGUUUUUAAUUUAAAUGUUUUUCUGAAUUCAGUCAUAUCACUUCUUUUUAGUCUUGCAAUAUGGUAAUUUUUUUUCUUAAUAAGUAGGGUUUUUUUUUCCAGUGUUCCACCAGCAAGUAUCCCAUGUGAGAGAGGCAGAGAGGGGGAGCAGAAGCUGUAUUGACUGUGGAUGACCUCCUCUCCUCCUCCAGCCACUCCUGGCUGCCAGAGCCUCCUCCAUUUUCAAUCUUGCAUCGCCCUGAGACAGCAACAAGGAGAGCUAGGUGCUGCGCUGUAUUGCUUGGAGCAUUUUGAAUGUGUGAAGCUUUUAAGACGUCAGGGAGGUUUUGGAUUGCUUUGUCCCUGGUUUUUAAACGACGCCCUUUUGUUCCUUCCCCGCCAAGCAGGGAGUCGCAGGUGAAGGGAGAUCUUUGUAAGGGGCGUGCUUUUUUAAAAGUAUUUCUUAAGCAAAUGGACCAAACCCAGCCUGCUCCGUUCCCUUCCCCUGCCCUCUGUCCUGCUGCGGGCACCAUGUGCAAAACUCUUCCUGUUUUUAUAGCUCGGCUCCCUUUUGAUAUCUCGCCUGUAUCGUAGCCGCUGUUGACACCAGUGUUCCCUGCGGCGUGAAACCAAGGUUCCUACCUAAAUGGGACAGACUUCUGCCUCCACAAAAGUAUGAGGCAUUUUGAGUCCGGUUUUAAACAAAAUAAUAAGCUGAAAGGAGGGAUUGUUCUGCUGCCAUUUCCCUGCGGUGACGCCUGGCCCAUGCUGGCUGCAGAUGCUUCUCUAGAGAUCUCAGAGCAGAUGUCGGACUGAUUGUUAUUUUCACUAAAUGCUUUUUUUAAAGAAAUGAAGUGACUCUUCCCCGUGUUCCUGGUGGGUUAGAAUCCUCCGUUCUUUUUUAUAUAUAUAAAAAAAAGUAAUUUAAAGCUUGCCCUUGCGAUAGUGCAAGGGGUUUCUAUACUAAUUAGCAAUGAUUGCUAAGGAAACAAAGAAUGUAGUGGUGUAGAAAGGGAUUUUUUUUUUUAGGUGAUGUUUCAGAGCCAAGUCU